Messenger RNA from Danio aesculapii, 4299 nucleotides. It is a transcript of the gene plekhg5b, whose product is annotated as pleckstrin homology domain containing, family G (with RhoGef domain) member 5b. Gene Ontology annotation, biological process: endothelial cell migration; Rho protein signal transduction. Gene Ontology annotation, cellular component: plasma membrane; axon; endocytic vesicle. The record is from RefSeq and is a predicted model, not a curated record. The transcript is spliced from 22 exons. Lineage: Eukaryota; Metazoa; Chordata; Actinopteri; Cypriniformes; Danionidae. Bases 491 to 3853 code for a protein of 1120 amino acids. Gene Ontology annotation, molecular function: guanyl-nucleotide exchange factor activity.
CUUUGAGCAACUUUGGGCAAAUUUAAUUUGACCGUUCCUGCCAAGGUGUUAUGGAAUUUUAGGUGUUCCUGACUUCCUUUAGGUGUUCCAUUGCGGGAUCAGCCAUUUUAGUCAUACGCUCUCAGUUGAGAUUUAUCAUCGAUUCACAUGGUGUUGCUGUGAAAUGGGUGCCAGCAUUUGCUCCGAUUUGGAACAUGGGUCUGUUUUUGGCAUGCCUAGUUGCACAGUUUUAUGGGAUGGAACUCGUGAAACAGGAUCAAAGAGAGGUUUAAUUGUUAAGGAAGAUGAGGUAACUGCAGGUGCCUUCUUUAUGGUGAUUUGUUUGACUAGAUCCAGUUUAGGGAACAUCAGAGCUGGAUAUAAAGAUGCCGCGUUAGAUGUUGAGUGUUUGUUUUUUGUACAACCAGGUAUUGUUCCCUUUUGAAGCAGCCUGAUCGGAUCUCUUAGCGGGGUGCUUCUUUUUGCAGUUAGUGUUUAUAGCCUCGUCCUUAUGAUGUUCCUUUACUGGAGGAAAAGGGGAGCUUAUGAGCUGGAGACACUCCCAUCGUCUUUGACAGAGCUGGGGGCAGAACGGUACUCCUGGUCGUCCCCUCUGGAUGUCAUCCAUGAUGUUUAUGAUGAGAAGUCUUCUCAGGAUGAAGAGUGUGUGCUUUGUCAGCAUCCAGACUGUCCAGAGCGCAGACACGCAUCUAAGGUUUGCCAUCACCCCGACUGUCAGGAGCUGAACAGUAAAAGCCCUCUGCACCUGUGCGAGUCAUGUGAUUCUCGCUGUCACCUGGAUGAGUCUGACAGCAUGCACUUUGACAGACAUCCCCGCUUCGACGUACAGCCACAAGGUUCUAUCCUGGCACGAAAUGUGUCGACACGUUCCUGUCCUCCUCGCACGAGCCCUCCUUCAGACCUAGAGGAGGACGAAGAAGCAAGCACUGAACGAGGAGAGCGUAAGACAGGAGGCAUGAAGCUAAAAGCAAGAGACGGAAAGAAGCCCCGACGUCGCCACACUGAUGACCCGAGGAAGGAGUGCUUCAGUCUCAAGUUUGACCUCAACAUUGACAUUGACACAGAGAUCGUCCCCGCAGUCAAGAAGAAGACACUACGAGAGGUGCUUGGGCCCAUUUUUGAGCGGAAAGGCAUUGAAUUGUCCCGAGUUGAUUUGUUCCUGGAUCAGUCCAACACUCCGCUGUCACUCCACUUCGAGGCAUAUCGUUUUGGGGGACAUGAUCUCAAAGUGAAAGCUCGACCUGGUGAUGAGCUGAAGGUGGAACAGAGUGUGAAGGAUCUGCGCUCGCUCAGUCUGCCCAACAUCAAGCCGUCAGUAGGGGGCAGCGUCUACAUCCUCACGCCGGCCACUGACAAACCAGAGCACAGUUCACUGCCCCGCAGAGACAGCGUCGACAUACUGGGUCAGGCCCGUCGGAGGAAGAACAUGACGGAGUUUCUGGGUGAUGCCAACAUCCCGUCUCCCGACACUCUGGCCCUGCUGGGCGGCUCUCUGCCCACUGGGGCUCCUGGAGGAUCACUGGCUGCGGGUUCCGACAACUGGAAGAACCGUGCCACCAACCGCUUUAGUGUCUUCUUCGGCGCCGGAGCAGGAAAGGAGGUGGACCGGGUGGAGCUGCUCCACACUAAGCUGCAGGCCUACAGUCAGUUCGGUCUGCCGAAGGUUCCUCCUCAGCUGGCCUUUCACCAGGACUCCUGGGAGGAGGAAGAGGAAGAGCCCAACCUGACCCUGGAGGACAGCUGGAGGACACUUCUGGAGGACCCCGAGAGUUUAAGCAGACGCCAGUUCCAACAGCAGGAGGCGAUAUGGGAGUUGAUACAAACUGAGGCUACGUACAUCAAGAAACUCAGGGUCAUCACUGAUCUGUUCCUGUGUGGCCUACUGAAUCUGCAGGAUAACAGUCUUCUGGGUGAAGUAGAGCCCGCUCGGCUUUUCAGCAACAUCCAGGACAUUGUGCGUCUGCACUGCACGCUGUGGGUUCAGGUCAUGUUUCCAGCGCUGGAGAAAGCGCGAGGGUCUCGGAGCUUUAUUGACCCCACAGACCUGCAGGAGGGCUUCAGUACGUUUGCGUCCCGGUUUCAGCCGUAUAUCCGGUACUGUAUGGAGGAGGAGAGCUGUAUGGAGUACAUGCGUUCACUGCUCAGAGACAACGAGCUCUUCAAGAUCUACAUCACGUGGGCAGAAACAAAUAAACAGUGUAACCGUCUGAAGCUAGCAGACAUGUUAGUCAAACCGCACCAGAGACUCACUAAGUACCCCCUGCUCCUGAAGACCAUCCUGAAGAAAACUGAAGAUCAGACAUCCAGAGAUGCUCUCAACAACAUGGUGGCGUGUGUGGAGGGCUUCAUCAAUGGUGUGGACUCUCAGAUGCGCCAGCGACAGGAGCAGCAGAAACUGGCCGCCACUUCAGCUCGAGUCGAGUCAUAUGAGGCCGUGGAGGGAGCCAGUGAAGAGGUGGAGAAGGCUCUAAAGGAGUUCAGCCGAAUUGACCUGACCGCUCCGAUGAUUGGCACGUCACCGGAAGAGACCCGGCAGCUGCACCUAGAGGGGGCGCUGCGCAUGAAAGAGGGCAAAGACAGCAGGAUGGAUGCUUACUGCUUCUUAUUCACUGAUCUGCUGCUGAUCACUAAACCAGUGAAGCGACUGGAGAAGGUGAAGGUGGUCCGGCAGCCGCUCCUCUUGCAUAAUGUGGUGUGCCGAGAGCUCAAAGACCCAGGCUCAUUCGUUCUCAUCUACCUCAAUGAGUUCAAGAGCGCUGUGGCUGCUUACACUUUCCAGGCCAACAGCGCCGCCCAGGGGAAAAGCUGGACUGAUGCAAUAUGCAAUGUGCAGAAUCAGCUGCAGCGUCUGCGGUCAGAGGAAACCCGCAGACAGAAGGCUUGUCUAAAGAAAAGACUACUGGACAAUCAGGAGGACGAGGACAGCUGUAACUCUACUAACAGCUCACCUCACCUUAGACACAAAGAUCAGAGCAACAGCCAAUCAGAUGGCUCCACCGAAACCCUGUCAGUAAUGGAUAUGGAUGAAUCCGGCUCAUCUUUGGAUCCUUCUGUUCUCCAGUCUGACCUGGGUGGACAUUCAGACCCCGACUCUGCCAUCUCACAGCCGAACCCAGAGCUGGAGCCCCAUCCAGACAGUCAGGACGCCUCAGACCUGGACCCUCAGUACUGCUCCAUGGACAGCGCCUACGGGACGCUUUCACCCCAAUCCAUGCUAGAAACACAAAACCCAGCAGCUUCAGUACAAGAAGAAGAAGAGGAGGAAGAUGAAGAGUCAACAGAGACCACAGGAGAUGAAGGGGAAGAUGAUGAGGAAGAUAAAAGCUCAGUGGGAUCUCAAAACUCAGUCACACUUUCAUUUAAACCCAGACGUCGAGCGCCAGUUCAGUGCCGUCUGCCCUUUUUGGAGAGACUCGUAGGUAAAUCCCGAUCCGAGGACAACCUGCUAUCCACGGUUCACCAGGAUAUUCCCAAGAAAUCAAAAAGUCGGCACACCUGGGAGCAGAGGGUUAAAUAUACUGAACCUCCCCUCAGCCGGAGCCUGACGGAGCUCAAAGCAACAAAAUCAGACGAGUCUCUGCCCACAGAGGAGAGUCACAGACUAACCUGCAGUUUGCCCUCUGCUGUGCUUAAGGACACUUUAAAACGGGCUAAAAUGGCCAGUGAGACUGGCAGUGGUCAGCUUCCCAACAGUAGCGCGUCAGACGGGGAACUGUCGCCCCCUACUGGUGUAGAGGGAACCGGGAACCGCCGUCAGAAAACACAGCAGCACAAGAAGCUCACGCUGGCACAGCUUUAUAAGAUACGAACCACACUGGUGCUUAACUCCACGCUCACUGCAUCAGAAGUGUAGCAUCCCUCCACCACAGAUGUUGAGCAGUUCUGAGUUCUGCAGGACACAAAUGCACUCUUUCCUCUUCUCCCUUCCCUCUUCCAGCUGGACAGAUCCCUUUCCUAAAGCAGAGGACUGCCGACUCUUCAACUCUUGCACUUUGUAAAAUACAACAAACUUCACGAGAGGACAUCCAGUUAUCAGAGAAUGCGAGGACAUGCGAGCAAAUAAUCAAACAACAAGUUUAAUCAGAGCCCUUCCUGUGGGACGCUUAAGGCCACAUGACAGCAUCAAAUGAAAAGAAAACAACACUCUCUUGCUUAUUUCUGUUUUCCGACAACACUGUCAAAACAUUAGUUGACUUAUAAAAAAUAAAUAGUAAUUUCGUUAAAGGAACACUCUUUAAUAAGCCUAUUUUACAACUCCCCUAGAUUUAAACAGUUGAGUUUUACAAUGUAUAUAUAUAU